This is a messenger RNA of Maylandia zebra (zebra mbuna), 8323 nucleotides long. RefSeq names its product ATPase plasma membrane Ca2+ transporting 2 (gene atp2b2). Gene Ontology annotation, cellular component: postsynaptic density membrane; intracellular membrane-bounded organelle; plasma membrane. NCBI's taxonomy places the organism in Eukaryota, Metazoa, Chordata, Actinopteri, Cichliformes, Cichlidae. Gene Ontology annotation, biological process: regulation of cytosolic calcium ion concentration; calcium ion transmembrane transport. Gene Ontology annotation, molecular function: P-type calcium transporter activity; PDZ domain binding; ATP binding. The record is from RefSeq and is a predicted model, not a curated record.
AGCAGCCUCCCGCCCGCGCACAACUCCUCUCCGCUCUGCACCAGAAAGGAGCAUUCUCCUCUCUCCCUCGUUUUCAUAUCCUCUCCCUCUCGCUCUCUCUCGCUCUAUCUCUCUCUCUUUUUCUGUCAGUUAGUGUGUCCUCAGAAUGAGGUUAGCGGCACCAGCAGCAGCAUCAGCAGUAGAUAGAGACAGCAGAGGAACAGUUACUGCAGCAGCCAGGAGAGGCUGUCCUUCAGCCGUGCACCAUCUACCGCUGCAUUCACCCCUGCCCUGAGAACGCAACGCUCAUCCCUGUGCUCUCUUUCUGUGCCUCUCCCUGCUCCUCCCUCACCUUCUGUCCUCCUUGAAUUCGUCUCCUGAAUUCACCCCCCACCCCUCUCUCUUCCUCUCUUUCUCCAUAGCAGUGAUGGGGGAGACCACCAUGUAGAGACAGAGAGGCAGCGGAGGCAACAGCAGAAUAGCAGCAAUGGGAAGCCACACAUGGAGCGGGUCUGGACUGCAGCCGUGGUGAGCCUGAGACCGACAGGACUUGCAUCUACCAUCACUGCCCUUCUCAGGACCUGACCACUGGGGCUGUCCAGUGCUUACCUGGAUGCUCCCCACUUGUGUUUUUUCAUCCCCUCCUCUUCCUCUCCUCUGCUGCUCUCUCUUCUCUUCUUCUUUUUCUUCUCUGAUGGUUUUUUGUCUGCUGAAAUCUGUCUUUCCUGAAACAGAGAAGCUGCUCAUCAAUUUAUCCCCACGGAUUUUUUCCGCUUUUUAAUCCCUGUAUCUGCUUACUUUUCUUUGAAGAGAUUUUUUUUUCUCAUUUUGUUGCUGUUGCCUCAUUCACACCUAUUUUGGAUUUUUUUUUUCUUGGAAGAGACUGAGCUCUCUUGUGAAAGCUUUUGUUUGAUCUAUAAGCAAUAAGAAACACUAAUCUAACUGACUUAACUAGCUGACAUCAUGGGAGACAUGUCCAACAGCGAUUUUUACGCCAAGAACCAAAGAAAUGAGGGCAACCAUGCAGCAGCCUUUGGCUGCUCGCUCAUGGAGCUGCGCUCGUUGAUGGAGCUGCGUGGAACAGAGGCGGUGGUCAAGCUCCAGGAGGACUCCGGGGGAGUAGAAGGACUGUGCAAACGACUGAAAACCUCACCCACAGAAGGUCUUGCAGGUGCCCAAACUGACCUGGACAAGAGGAAAGAAAUAUUUGGUAAAAACCUGAUACCUCCAAAAAAGCCAAAAACCUUCCUGCAACUGGUAUGGGAGGCCCUGCAGGACGUUACCCUCAUCAUCUUGGAGAUCGCUGCCCUGAUCUCCCUGGGUCUCUCUUUCUACCACCCUCCCGGGGAGACUGGCGGAGAGUCCUGUGGCGCAGCAGCAGGUGGAGUGGAAGAUGAGGGUGAGGCAGAUGCUGGCUGGAUUGAGGGUGCCGCUAUCCUGUUGUCUGUAGUGUGUGUGGUGCUGGUGACGGCCUUCAAUGACUGGUCAAAGGAGAAGCAGUUUCGUGGGCUGCAGAGCCGCAUUGAGCAGGAGCAGAAAUUCCAGGUGGUCCGUGGUAGCCAGGUCAUCCAGCUGCCUGUGGCUGACAUAGUGGUGGGGGAUAUCGCACAGAUCAAAUAUGGUGAUCUGCUUCCUGCUGAUGGUGUGUUGAUCCAGGGUAAUGACCUGAAGAUUGAUGAGUCAUCACUGACCGGAGAGUCUGACCACGUCAAGAAGUCUGCAGAUAAGGACCCAAUGCUGCUGUCUGGGACCCAUGUGAUGGAGGGCUCGGGCCGCAUGGUGGUGACGGCUGUCGGUGUCAACUCUCAGACUGGAAUCAUCUUUACACUGCUGGGGGCUGGUGUGGAGGAAGAGGAGAAAAAGGAGAAGAAAGACUGCUCCCAUCCCCCUAUCCACCCCAUCGCAACUAUAGCCACGGAUGGGGCUGCAGGCAUUAAUGCCCCUGGCAGUGCCAGCCUAAUUAAUGGUAAAAUGCAAGAUGGCAAUAUGGAGAGCAACCAGAUUAAAGUGAAGAAGCAGGAUGGAGCAGCUGCCAUGGAGAUGCAGCCUCUAAAGAGUGCUGAAGGUGGAGAGGCUGAUGAGAAAGAGAGGAAGAAAGUGUCAGCUCCGAAGAAAGAGAAGUCUGUGCUGCAAGGGAAGCUGACCAAACUGGCUGUCCAGAUUGGCAAAGCAGGUUUGCUCAUGUCAGCCAUUACAGUCAUCAUCCUGGUCCUGUACUUUGCCAUUGACAACUUUGUGAUGCAGAAGCACCCUUGGAUGCCUGAGUGCACUCCUAUCUACAUCCAGUACUUUGUCAAGUUCUUCAUCAUUGGUGUAACUGUUUUGGUGGUGGCUGUCCCAGAGGGACUGCCGCUGGCUGUCACCAUCUCCUUGGCUUAUUCUGUUAAGAAAAUGAUGAAAGACAACAACCUGGUGCGUCACUUGGAUGCAUGUGAAACAAUGGGCAACGCUACAGCCAUCUGCUCUGACAAGACAGGCACGCUAACCACCAACCGCAUGACAGCUGUGCAGUUAUACGUUGGUGAUGUACAUUACAAAGAGAUACCAGAUCCUGGAGUCCUGCCACCCAAGUCAUUGGAUUUACUUGUCAAUUCCAUCUCAAUUAACAGCGCCUAUACCACAAAGAUACUGCCCCCAGAUAAGGAAGGCGGUCUGCCGAAGCAGGUGGGCAACAAGACAGAGUGUGGCCUGCUGGGACUAGUUUUGGACCUGAAGCGGGAUUACCAGCCAAUAAGAAACCAGAUCCCAGAGGAGAAGCUUUACAAAGUCUAUACCUUCAACUCUGUCAGGAAGUCGAUGAGCACUGUCAUAAAGCUGCCUGACGGUAGCUUCCGGAUGUACAGCAAGGGAGCCUCUGAGAUUGUACUCAAAAAAUGCAGCCAUAUCCAAAACGAGGUGGGUGAGCCAAGGGUUUUCCGUCCACGAGACAAGGAUGAGAUGGUGAAGAAAGUGAUUGAGCCCAUGGCGUGUGAUGGCUUGAGGACCAUCUGUGUGGCGUAUCGUGACUUUUCCAGCAAUCCUGAGCCCAACUGGGAUGAUGAGAACAACAUCCUGAAUGACCUCACAGCCAUCUGUGUUGUCGGAAUAGAGGAUCCCGUCAGGCCAGAGGUCCCUGAUGCCAUUCAGAAGUGCCAGCGUGCAGGCAUCACAGUGCGUAUGGUGACAGGAGACAAUAUAAACACAGCCCGAGCCAUAGCCAUCAAGUGUGGUAUCAUCCACCCAGGAGAGGACUUCCUGUGCAUCGAUGGCAAAGAGUUCAACAGGAGGAUCCGCAAUGAGAAAGGAGAGGUGGAACAGGAGCGUAUCGAUAAAGUUUGGCCUAAACUCCGAGUACUGGCUAGAUCAUCCCCAACCGACAAACACACACUCGUCAAAGGCAUUAUUGACAGCACUAUGGCAGACCAGAGGCAGGUGGUGGCUGUGACUGGAGAUGGGACCAAUGAUGGGCCUGCUCUAAAGAAAGCUGACGUUGGAUUUGCCAUGGGUAUUGCUGGUACAGAUGUGGCCAAGGAAGCAUCAGAUAUCAUUCUCACCGACGACAACUUCAGCAGCAUCGUGAAAGCAGUUAUGUGGGGCCGAAAUGUCUACGACAGCAUCUCCAAGUUUCUUCAGUUCCAGCUUACUGUCAAUGUUGUAGCUGUCAUUGUGGCUUUCACUGGUGCCUGCAUCACACAGGACUCUCCUUUGAAAGCAGUGCAGAUGUUGUGGGUGAACCUUAUCAUGGAUACUUUUGCAUCCCUGGCUCUGGCGACAGAGCCUCCCACGGAGUCUCUGCUUAAGAGGAAGCCAUACGGUCGCAAUAAGCCUCUCAUCUCCAGCACCAUGACAAAGAACAUCUUAGGACAUGGAGUCUAUCAGCUCAUUAUCAUCUUCACACUGCUCUUUGUUGGUGAGCAGAUCUUUGACAUCGACAGUGGCCGCAAUGCUCCUCUCCACUCUCCACCCUCUGAGCACUACACCAUCAUCUUUAACACCUUUGUCAUGAUGCAGCUGUUUAAUGAGAUAAAUGCCCGCAAAAUCCACGGAGAGAGGAAUGUUUUUGACGGUAUCUUCAGGAACCCCAUUUUCUGCUCGAUUGUUUUUGGCACGUUUGCUGUGCAGAUCGUGAUUGUGCAGUUUGGAGGGAAGCCAUUCAGCUGUCAACCUCUAGACUUGGAAAAGUGGAUGUGGUGUGUUUUCCUCGGGCUGGGGGAGCUUGUGUGGGGACAGGUGAUAGCCACCAUACCCAAUAGCAGACUGCGCUUCCUGCGGCGGGCAGGGCAGUUAACUCAGAAAGAUGAGCUGCCAGAGGAGGAUGUUAAUGAAGAAAAUGAGGAGAUCGACCACGCAGAGAGGGAGCUGAGGAGAGGACAGAUCCUCUGGUUCAGAGGACUCAACCGCAUUCAGACUCAGAUCCGAGUUGUGAAUGCAUUCCGUAGCUCCCUGUAUGAAGGCCUGGAAAAACCAGACUCCAGAACAUCCAUCCACAACUUCAUGACACACCCUGAGUUUAGGAUAGAAGACUCCACGCCCAACAUCCCCCUUAUUGAUGACACGGACGAUGAUUCUGCUCGUAGAAGGAUGAAGUACUCAAGCCAGCCCUCGUCCCCUAACAAGAACAACAACGCUAUUGACAGUGGCAUUAAUCUCACUAUCGAUACCAGUAAAUCAGCUGCGUCCUCCAGCCCUGCCAGUCCUCUGCACAGCUUGGAGACAAGCCUCUAACCCUGAUCCUAAACUCAGCUCUAACCUCUAAUGUUGUUUCCUCACAUUGUCGGGACACCUCCUCCAAUUCCUCCAGACCUUUAACUGUAACCAUACAAGUCUUCACCCCCAAAUUUUCACCCAAUUCUCAACUUCGAGCUCCCCCAAACCGCUACCUACCGGCAACACAGUCCUGGGGGGAAAAUGUCCACCAUUUUCCCUUAGCCUAGAGCCCUUGAAGCGCUCUGCUCCUUUCAAAGCAGAGAAAAUCUAAGUAAUAUGUCAAGGUGAAAAGAAAAAACAAACUAGCAUACAAUCAAAAAAGCGCAACAAAGCCACAAAACCUACACAGCCAUCCUGCUUUUGUGGUUGUAUGAGUACAGCGGCAGUCACGGUGGUGUGUACGACAAUACACUUGUACUGGUUAGCAUGUACUGUAUAAGCGUGGGUCUGACUGCGCAUAUGUACGAAUGGUGUCUUUAGCGGCACUGGGAGGAGGACGAUGAGGAGGGAGACUGCUGAGGAGUAAAAAUCACACAAGAGGACAGACUUUAAACUCUGCUCACUCUUCCUCUCCUCAACGAAAAACAUUGUUAAUACUGAUAAUAGUUUAAAUUAAAUUGAAAAAUAUUGUUAUUAUUCUAAUUCUGAUUCUGAUUAUUAUUGUUCUUAUUAUUGUUGCUCCUGCAUGAAUGUACAUUACCCAGGUUUUAUUUAAAAGGCUUUUAAUUUUAUUGGAGUUCUUUGGUUCUGAUGGGCUAGGCCUCACUGUGGACUGCGAUUUUAAAGACAGCAUCUCUGAGUUUCUGGCCUGCAAAGUCCCCUCUUCUGUGUGGCAUGAACAUGUACCCAACUGUACAAAUUUAUUUCAUCCAUAAACGGAAAUGUGUAUCGAGGUGGUAGGGCUCAACUUGCACAACAGUUUUGCACCUGUCCGUAAAGAGGAAUGCAAAAUAAUAAUAAUGAUGAUAGCAUUUAUGGGAUAUAUUCUAUAAAUUUAAAUACAUAUAAAUAUAUUUAGAGAGAGUUUAUCUUUGUUUGUUGGCAUGUUGCCUUGUUCCUGCUUCAAUGGCUCCAAUACCUUUGACUUAUUUAUGUCUUAAAGAGAAUGUAAUUUGUUUACAACCUCGUAGAGAUAAACUUCCUGGUUUCUAGAAGGAGGAAGGCGAAGUCGAAGCUCAGAUGGACCAGAGCUGUUUCGGUGUGUUAUUACUGAAAAACCCUGUGCUGGAAUUUGCCUGCUGUCUUGUCAAAUAAUGUAGAUAUUUUUAGAGGUUUAACAACAAAAAGAAACCAAAAUAUAAUGGGAUACAUAGUAAUUGUGGAAUCUUAGUAUUACUCUAUAUGAUUGUUGGGAUCAAGUUGGAGUGGCUUGCCUUUGGUUUUUUUCUAAACAGAGGCCUCCUUUUUGUGACAGAGGGGGAUAUUUUAUUCUUUUUAUCCACUGCUUCUUCUCUUUUGUUAAGAUUAUGUCUUAUUUUUCUCUGUGCUUCAGCACUGGCCUGGGGUCAGGGCUCGAGUCAAAGGCUGAUAUCAGGACCUUUAUAGCGAACUCUUCUAGAUAAACCUGCUUCUUCAAAGGACUUGAGGUUUUUAAAAAAAACAACAAAAACAAAUCUAUGACCAUCAAAAGGCUGCAGCUGAGUCAUAUUAGAAAUUUGCAGUUAUAUUUGGCUUCUCUGUACCGCUCGGAAAUCAAAACGUUUCGGUUGAAAACAUGGAAUAUUUUUUGCGUUGUGUCUAUUUUUUAUUUAACCUAUUGGUUUAUUUUUGAUUAAAGGAGUUUCUUUUCCUCUAGCAGAGACACAUGCAGCCACACAAAGCUGCAGACAUUUUUAACAUCUAAGAAAACAGAAAAACUGAAAAAAAAAAGAAGAAAUGAGAACAAAAAUGGAAUGUUGCUUUGACUCUUUUUCUAUAUAUAUAUAUAUAUAUAUAUGAGAGAAAAAAGAUUUUCUGCACUAUCUGGUUAUGAAUGAAAACUUCUGUGGUGUAAUUCUAGAUGUGCUUUUGUGUGUUUUAACCAAGCUUGUCUUCCUGCCGUCACAGAAUAUACAGUACUCUAGCAUCUCAACUGUACUCACUAGUUGUAAACUAUUUAUUGUGCUUUGACCAAUCAGACAUUACCAGACAGAUGUUACAUACAGAAGGCACAUUUACCCAGUCUUAUUGCACUCCGAAGGACAAGGCCACUUAACUAGCCUGUACUAUUGUAUUUCUAUUACUAAUCGAAAUCACUGGCAAGCAUGACGUGAUAGGCUCAUUAUGCAACUUGAAAAGAAAAAAACCCUCCAGAUUUUUCUAAAAACAAAAAUUCUAUAAGCUAGUAAAGUAUAUACAAUCAUUUAUCCAACAAGUUCUAUCUCUCUUCUUUUUUAUAUCCUCCUCCUCUGUCAUUUCCCAGCCAAUCUGUCCAUCUGGAGAGGGUGCACAAGCUUUACCAGUCAGCUCAGGCGUGUUGAAAACGUAACAUGGACCAUCUGAAUAAAAAAAUCUGUCUUAUUUAAGUUGGAGAAAGAAAAAAACCCAGUUUGGGUUCUAAUAUUUUGCUCGAAAGCUGUUGAUUUCUUUUGUUUUCUUUCCAUUGUUUUAACUUGACAAUUUAUUUGUUUCUCUGUAAAAACUGUAAAACAAUAAACAAAACAAAUACAAAACAAUAGCAUUUUCAAUAAUAAUAAUAAUAAUAUUAAAAAAAAGACUUGAGCCAACAUUCUCAAACCACUUUUACAUCCGGGAGGACAUUCAGCUUUAAGGGGAUGCAAAGAAACUGAGUUUAAAAAAUAAUCUUUGUAAAUACAGCGAUGAGUCCAUCGAGGACAGGAACUCCACUGGUGUGGACACAGGAGCUCCUCCUGACUACAUCUACCAUCAUGCACCACAAUGAGUCAUACUGCCGAUGCAGCCGUUUGGCUGUAUGUGAUCAAUCACUGCUCCUGUCAGAAAACACCGUGAUUACAUCCCAAUCAUAACACGUGCUGUAGGAACCAAUAAUAACUUUGACGAUGACACUGAUAAUGAUAACGAUGAUGAUGAUAACAAUGAUACUUUUUGCAAUAUACUCUCACCUGCCUCGAUGUACUGUAUUUAGCAGCAUGCAGUUUGUGGAACAAAGAAAAAGAGAAAUGCCAACAAAUAACUUUUUUGGCAUAUAGCCAUUUAUGGGUAAGUGAUUUAAGUGUUCAUCUUGUUUUUAUGAUAUUUUUUUUUAUCUAUACAAUAAUUGUAAAUAAAGAACUCAAUGUCUUUGUUCAUUUAAUACUAUGCAAAAAGUCAUGCUUUUCUGAUUGUUACCCACCCUUAUUCCUAGAGUGUGUUGCUGGAAUGUUUGUGGUCUCAAAAGUCAGUAAAAACAAUGUGAUGUAAAUUAUUUUCUAGCUUGAGGAAAAAGUUCAAUAAUGAUGAUGAUGAUGAAAUUAUUAUUAUGAUACCAUUAGGAGAAUGAUAAUAAUGGUGGUGAUAGUGAUGAUGAUGAUAAUGAUGAUGAUGAUGAUGAUGAUGAACUGUGACUCUUGCUGCUUGACUGUCCCAUUUACUACACUCCUGACAGCGCAAGUGAACAACAUAAUAAACAAAAAAAAGAACAAAAAAAAAAAAGGAAAAAUCACUAAAUAAAUCUCCCAGAGCAGCAUGACCCAGCAUGGUGUGUCCUGGCCCCAUCUAA